This is a messenger RNA of Cannabis sativa, 783 nucleotides long. RefSeq lists its product as uncharacterized. Lineage: Eukaryota; Viridiplantae; Streptophyta; Magnoliopsida; Rosales; Cannabaceae. The record is from RefSeq and is a predicted model, not a curated record. Gene Ontology annotation, biological process: rRNA processing. Gene Ontology annotation, molecular function: peptidyl-prolyl cis-trans isomerase activity; DNA binding. The transcript is spliced from 5 exons. The coding region runs from base 186 to 623 and encodes 145 amino acids.
UAUUAGAAAAAAAAAAAAUAAUACGGGCCUAGCACGCACGUAUUUACAGGGCUCGGAGAAAAGACUGAGAGCGUGAGACCUCAACUGACUGUAUAUAAGUUGUCGACCUCAACCUCUUUCUUCACCUUUACAAGCGAGUACUCAUUGCUGGUGCAACUCUUUAAUCGAAUCUUUAAGGUAAAAACAUGGGGAAGGAUGCAAAAUCGAAGGAGUCAGGAAAGGGAAAGGGGAAACAAGCCGCGGGAGGGAGUGAUGAGAAUGCUUCAAAGGGUAAAGGGAAGGGUGGGAAGAGCGCAGAUGGGCUUGGCACCUGCACUUAUGUUAAAGCAAGACAUAUCUUAUGUGAGAAACAAGGAAAGAUCAAUGAAGCUUACAAGAAGCUCCAAGAUGGCUGGCUUAACAAUGGAGAUAAGGUCCCGCCUGCGGAGUUUGCAAAGGUAGCUCAAGAAUAUUCAGAAUGUCCAUCAGGAAAAAAGGGUGGAGAUCUUGGGUGGUUCCCACGAGGUAAGAUGGCAGGGCCUUUUCAGGAAGUCGCCUUCAACACUCCAGUUGGAGUUACAAGUGCGCCGUUCAAAUCCACCCAUGGAUACCACAUUAUCUUGUCUGAAGGAAGGAAGAACUAAUAAUAUGUUAUGAUUAAACUGAAUCUGCAGUGGUCUUAAUACUAUGAUCCUGUGUAUUUAUUGAUGUGCUUCAUUUUAAGGUAAUUCAUGUUUUGCAAGACAAAGGAUUAUGUAUUCGGUAUGAUUUACCUUUAUGAUUGGAGUUUUUCUGCCUUGGGAA